Molecule: messenger RNA, 438 nt
Organism: Emericellopsis atlantica
Lineage: Eukaryota; Fungi; Ascomycota; Sordariomycetes; Hypocreales; Bionectriaceae
Exons: 1
Coding region: 118-387 (89 amino acids)
Source: RefSeq, a predicted model, not a curated record
UUCCUGGCUCUACGGUUGUCAAAAUCCAGGCCGGACGGCAAUUGGUCGAUGACAGCACAUAUCCUCUUGAAGAAAUGAGUCGGCAUCCGUAUAGCGUGAAUAUGCUUUGUGAACGGUAUGCAGUCCCUUUGUCUGAUUCGAAGUAUUCUUGUGGCCACCGCUUGUCUCGGAGCCAGAGCUCGACCGGGUCGAUUGGCGCGCACGUACCGUCGCCGACAGAAAGUGAACUUUCGGGAGCUCGCCCAUGACGUUUCGGGGAUCGAUUCUGAUCUUGAUCAAGUAUGUGGACGAGUCGUGUCGUACCACGCAGAGCGAGUAUUAGAGAGCCCUGCCACGUCCAACCCUAUUCCCUGCCCAGUGGUCCUGACGAAAUGUCAUUUGCCGUGAUUCAUUCACGCGUCGGGACCUUCUGCGUUUCUUAAUAAAUCUUGAUGCCCU